CUCUUUGCUUGCAGUGCAAGUGCCACUUCCUCAGCUAAGCUCCGAAGAAACUCCAUUCUUUCUCUUUUUUAUAUUUUGCCCUUUUUGGCCCUGUUUAUCUCUUUUUCUGGGUGUGGCGUUGGGGAUAAGGAGGUUCAAGGGAAGAGGGGCAAAAUGGGAAUGGGAACUAGCAUCUUUAUCAUCAGAUGGAUCAAUUUUCUCACCAUGCUUCUGGCUGUUCUUGUCAUAAUAUUUGGGAUAUGGAUGGGCACCAACCACGACGGUUGUCGAAAAUCUCUAACGCUUCCUGUUAUGGGACUCGGUGGAUUCAUCUUCGUGGUGUCCAUAGUUGGUUUCUUGGGUGCUCUUAAGAACAAUUCGAUAUUGCUGUGGAUCUAUUUGAUCAUGUUGUGCAUUACGUUGGUGGCGAUUCUCGUGUUUACCGUGCUGGCGUUCAUCGUUACAAAUAACGGAUCGGGACAUUCCGUUGCUGGCUUGAGGUACAAGGAGUAUCAACUACAAGACUAUAGUACAUGGUUUCUAAAACAGCUUAAUAAUACUGAUAACUGGAUGCAUUUGAGAAGCUGUCUCGUUAAAUCCGAGGACUGCAACAAUCUUUCGAAACGAUACAAGACUCUCAAGCAGUACAAGUUAGCAAAGCUUACGCCAAUCGAAGCGGGUUGUUGUAGACCCCCAUCGGAAUGUGGUUAUCCUGCUGUAAAUGCAUCAUACUAUGAUUUGAGCUUUCAUCCUGUUGAUUCAAACCAUGACUGCAAACUGUACAAGAAUUCGAAGGCAGUCAAGUGUUACGAUUGCGACUCGUGCAAGGCCGGAGUUGCACAGUACAUGAAAACCGAAUGGCGAUUGGUUGCGAUCUUCAACGUCGUUCUAUUUGUUGUCUUGCUGAUUAUCUACUUAGUCGGAUGCUGUGCUAGACGAAAAGCUGCCACAAAUCGAUCUAAAGGUUAGCGGGACAGCGGUUGUGCUCGACAGACUACUUAAACAUCAAAACAAACCAUAGUCCUCUUGUGGCCAUGUAAGUGAUACCCUUUGGAAGUAGAAAUCUCUACCAUUCAGUGCUGCUGCCAUCGCUGUGUAAUAUAUGCAGCCAGCCAUCUUUGUACGUAAAAAGUUUGUUCUUAAACCAGUACAGUGACUAAUAUUCAAUCUCGAAUCGAACAGUAUUUCGACUAUGAAUCAUUAUUUUGCACA
Messenger RNA from Cucurbita moschata (crookneck pumpkin), 1191 nucleotides. RefSeq names its product tetraspanin-10-like. Gene Ontology annotation, biological process: auxin-activated signaling pathway. The record is from RefSeq and is a predicted model, not a curated record. Lineage: Eukaryota; Viridiplantae; Streptophyta; Magnoliopsida; Cucurbitales; Cucurbitaceae. The transcript is spliced from 11 exons. The coding region runs from base 154 to 948 and encodes 264 amino acids. Gene Ontology annotation, cellular component: plasma membrane; plasmodesma.